This is a messenger RNA of Sparassis crispa, 195 nucleotides long. RefSeq lists its product as hypothetical. The transcript has 2 exons. The record is from RefSeq and is a predicted model, not a curated record. NCBI's taxonomy places the organism in Eukaryota, Fungi, Basidiomycota, Agaricomycetes, Polyporales, Sparassidaceae. The coding region runs from base 1 to 195 and encodes 64 amino acids.
AUGCUGCGAGUUUUUUUACGGCUCGAGCCAGCGGCUAUCAUAGGCCACAUCGCUACUCCGCCGUUCCACAGAGGCUCUGAUGGCUAUUUCGCGCCCAGCAACGGCAGCACAAUUGCGAGACAGGCUCCUGAGGAGGCCGAUGCACUUGGAUGUGGUCAGACAGCGUCUGGAACCGAGCGGCGGAGGCAGACUUAG